AUGGACAAUCUCCAGACUCUCCAAUUGACUGUCGAGGCCGACAAGGGCGUCGCCCUCGUCCGAUUCAACCGUCCGGCCAAGAGGAACGCCUUCUCUCAAGUCAUGAUCGGCGAGAUCAUUGCGACUCUGGCGCACCUCGACGCCUUGGAAACCGUCCGCGCCGUUGUCGUCACCGGUGGUCCCGAUGGACCGUUUUGCGCCGGAAUGGAUCUGAACGAGCUGGUGCAGAUCUCCACGGCGGAGGCCCACCAUCGCGCCUUUCUCAAGGACCUAACAGACGCCUUUGCCAGGUUCUCCAAGCCUAUCAUCGCGGCUGUUGUCGGAUUUGCUUUGGGUGGUGGGUGCGAGAUUGCUCUGGCGUGCGAUAUGAUCUAUGCCGCUGAGAACGCCUCUUUCGGUCUCCCUGAGAUCAAGAUCGGAACUAUUCCGGGUGCUGGCGGAACUCAACGUCUAGCUCGCGCCUUGGGCAAGCACAAGGCUAUGGAGUUCGUCCUUACGGGCGACUCAGCAAGCGGAGCCGAGUUUGAGCGCCUCGGCGUUGUGAACAAGGUGUUCCCUCCUGCAGAGGUCGUCCCGGCCGCCCUCAAGCUCGCUGAGCGCAUUGCGGCCAUGUCGGGGCCCGUCGUCAAGACCGCUAAGCAGGCCGUCCUUACUGUUGAAAAUAGCCACUUGGACGCCGGAAUGACCAUGGAGAAAUCUCUUUACUACUCGACCUUCAGCCUUGGCGAUUUCAAUGAAGGAAUGACGGCCUUCCUGCAAAAGAGACGUCCUGAAUUCAAGCACACGUAA
Molecule: messenger RNA, 789 nt
Organism: Colletotrichum karsti
Lineage: Eukaryota; Fungi; Ascomycota; Sordariomycetes; Glomerellales; Glomerellaceae
Product: enoyl-CoA hydratase/isomerase
Exons: 6
Coding region: 1-789 (262 amino acids)
Biological process (GO): fatty acid beta-oxidation
Cellular component (GO): mitochondrion
Molecular function (GO): enoyl-CoA hydratase activity
Source: RefSeq, a predicted model, not a curated record